Messenger RNA from Oikopleura dioica, 321 nucleotides. The record is from the annotation of a GenBank genome assembly. NCBI's taxonomy places the organism in Eukaryota, Metazoa, Chordata, Appendicularia, Copelata, Oikopleuridae.
AUGAUGGAGAAGAACUACGAAGCUCGUGAAUGGUCUGUCAGACACAUUCCUGUGCGAGUGAAGGGGAGAUCACCCCGGCCAUACAGAAUUCCCAAGCUCUGGGUGUCCAUCAUGCUCGGCGUUUGUCUCUACUUGGCAGUUCACCUCAAUUCGCACACUACCCAACAGCAAAAUCGCCUUUUCCUGCGCCGGACAGAACGAGAUUUGGCAUCGAUCGACUAUGUGCUGCCUGAACGGGCUUAUCCAUUCUACCUCCAAACCGGAUGGAACUUCGACGAUAACGGCAACGUUCUUGAGAUGGAAAGAACCGUCUACCAUUGA